Molecule: messenger RNA, 1500 nt
Organism: Paramuricea clavata
Lineage: Eukaryota; Metazoa; Cnidaria; Anthozoa; Malacalcyonacea; Plexauridae
Source: the annotation of a GenBank genome assembly
AUGGCAACAGGUUAUGAAGAUACCAGAUUUGAAACGCAAGUUGACGAAAGCCUUCAUUGCAUUAUAUGCACAGAAGUAUUAAAAGAUCCAGUACAAUGUCGCAGGAAUGAACAUCGUUUCUGUAGGAAUUGUAUCACUGAACAUCUACGACAUCCACAGACAUGUCCAACAUGUAAAGACCCCAGACCUCAACGAUUCCUGGCGAACACUCUGUCAAGUUUGAAGAUUUCGUGCGAGAAUUCCGAGCGUGGUUGUCACAAGGACGUCGAACUUGGCUCACUCGACACACACGUAGCAACUUGUAGUUUCAGUCCAAUGCCAUGUUCAAACGAUCAAUGUGAGGAAAUAAUAAGUCGACGUGAUAAAGAAAUCCAUGAAAAUAAAGUUUGUGAUUUUCGACGAGUCAAGUGUGAUUACUGCGCCCAAAUGGUGCUGUAUAAGGACUUUAUGCAGCAUGUAUGUCCACCAAGGCAAGAAAUUCGUGAAAUAAAAGCCGAGGUGAGAGAAGUUCACUCUACGCAAGAUGAAAUGUUUAAAAUGAUGCAAAAUAUGAUGUCGAGUCUCAUGAGGCUUGAAAGAAAUACGGCACAACGUUCAGAAGGCAGUCAUGCAAGCAGUGGUCAGGAAUUGCAAGCCGAGAUUGUCAUCGCAGGAGGGUUUGAUUGUAAAUCUGUGGAAGUGUUCAACAUGACAACCAAAACAUGGCGGUCACUGUCAGAGAUGAAUGAAUGUAGAUUUGGAGCAAGUUCAGUUUUAUACCAAGGUCACAUGUUUCUGAUAGGAGGGGAUUCUGGACUACUCGAAUACCUGGACAGUGCUGAAGAACUAAAUCUUGCUGAGCAAGAUGGACAUUGGGCUGAAUCUCAAUUUAAAUCACCAGUACCGUCCAAUCACGCAUGCGUGGUAUAUCAGAAUCGUGUUUUUCUUAUUGGAGGAAGUGUUUAUCCUGAAACCUAUGAUGGAAUACAUGAAAUUCAGCUGAUCCCUCCCUAUACAUCAAGGUUGCUUACUAAGAUGCCCAUGCAAUUAAUUUACUAUGGUGCCGAGACAGUGAAUGGCAAGAUAUGCAUCAUUGGUGCCAAUAAGACAAAACCUUAUAAAGCCGCAACCAACACUGUUCUCAUGUUUGACCCAGCAACCAAUACUUGUACAGAGCUGAAGCCACUUCCAUAUCCGGCAUCAACGAUGACAACUGUAACUUGGAAAGACAAUGUGGUCGUCCUUGGUGGGGUGGACGAUCAACACAACACUCUCAGUACAGUGAUACUGUAUAAUGUUACCACAGGAAGUCAUCGCAUGCUUCCCGAGAUGACAAAGAAGCGAUAUCGUUGCACAGCAGUGACCGUUGGUGAUAAUAUUAUCGCAAUGGGCGGGUGUGAUGAAAGUGACACUGAUCUUAACUCUGUUGAAUGCUAUAAUUUCCACACCAACACGUGGACAGAGUUCCCAGCCAUGGCUGAAACAAGAUGUGGUGCUACUGCUGUUGUAAAAUAUUGCUGA